GCAGAGCAGACCCGCAACGCCGGCUGCGCAACCGCAGCUGCUCGCACGCCGCCCACAAUGGCGCCCGACGACAAGAAGAUCUACAGCGCGACCUACAGCAAUGUGCCCGUGUACGAGUACAAUGUCGCCGGCAAUCAUAUUAUGCGCCGGCGCUCCGAUGACUGGAUCAAUGCGACGCACAUCCUCAAAGUCGCCGACUACGACAAACCUGCGCGAACACGCAUCCUCGAGCGCGAAGUGCAGAAGGGCGUACACGAAAAAGUGCAGGGAGGCUAUGGCAAAUACCAGGGAACAUGGAUUCCUUUGCCAGACGGCCGGGAACUUGCACAAAAGAACGGCGUGCUCGAGAAGCUGAGACCCAUCUUUGAUUUCGUCCCUGGCGACAGAAGUCCACCGCCGGCGCCAAAACAUGCUACAGCUGCCUCAUCUAAGCCCCGAGCCCCGAGAGCGCCUCCAAACUCCAGGCGAGCACCUGCCAAGAAAGUGAGCGAAUCGCCAAUGAACCCGCCAACGAAACGAAGCGCAGGCUACGCAGGCAUGCACGAUUACGACCAGAUGAGCAUGCAAGGCGGAGAAACGCCAGACGAUGUCACUGUUGUUUCCGAAGCUUUCGAUGAUUACGAUCCACAAUACACGGGAGGAGACCGCAAGCGGCGCAGAGUCGAGGAGAUGACCCAAGCUGACAAGGAGCAUCAAUUGUGGGCCGAUGAGCUGCUGGAUUACUUCAUGCUUAUGGACAGCCCACUGGACCAGCUGCCGCUCGCUCCUUCGCCCCCUCAAGGCGCAGACCUCAAUCGACCCAUUGACGACAAAGGCCACACGGCACUGCAUUGGGCUGCUGCCAUGGGCGACCUUGAAGUGGUUAAGGACCUCAUCCGAAGACAGGCGGCCGUGGAUGUGCAAUCGAAGAACGGCGAGACACCGCUGAUGCGGGCUGUGCUUUUCACCAACAACUACGACCGCCAAAAUAUGGAUAAGCUUGCGGGUUUACUGAUUCGUACAGUGAACAUGCAAGAAUGGUGGGGCCAGACCGUAUUCCACCAUAUCGCCAACAUCACGGAACGCAAGAGCAAAUACCAAUGCGCAAGAUAUUAUAUGGACUGCAUUCUCAACAAGAUGCCUGAGAUCAUGAGUCCAGACAAUAUCGAGCGCAUCUUGAACACACAGGAUCACAAUGGGGAUACUGCAAUCACGAUCGCAGCCCGCAAUGGUGCGCGAAAAUGUGUGAGAAGCCUGAUAGGUCGCAAUGCGGCUGUUGGGAUACCCAACUCAAUGGGAGAAACUGCAGACUCUCUAAUUGUCCAGCUGAACCGUCGGCGACAGGAGCGGAACAACCACCGUCAGCUGUCUUCGUCCCCUUUUCAGGCUGACACACGAGGCAGCACGUUCACUGGUGGUCCGGUACGGUCGCAUCUGAAUGGCAUGAAUGGCAGCAUGGCGAUCGACCCAGCUUUGGCCGGCUUUGCCCAAGCUUCACAAUCAUCAGAUAACAGCUUGUAUAAGUCUGAAGCUGCUCUUUCGCUAACGUCAGCAAUCGUACCAGCACUGAAAAGCAAAGCCGAUCAGCUCGCCGCACAUCUCGAGUCAGAGAUUGAAGAGAAAGAAAUGGAGAGGAUUGAAGCCGAGAGGGUUGCUGCAGAACGUUCAGCGCAGAUCGAACUUCUACAUCGGCAGCUGGAAGAGCUCACCGCGAAAGAGCUCGAACAAGCAGGCGACGGAGCCGAUGAUGACGACGCCUUAUCCCAGAAGCUAACCUCGCUCAUGCAAGAAUACGAAGCCUUGAUGAGAGAAGAUGAGGAUGCCGAGUUGAAGCAAAUCUUGAAUCAAGAGGAACAGUCGCAGUCAGACUCUCCCGCUGAUGAUAUGAUGCUCGAAGACGAAGAGGAACUUGUCAGUCAAAAAUUACCACUUGUGCAAGAACUGUACGAGCUUGUGGAGAAACGAAAGACGCUCUUCACGGCCAUCGUACAGGCUCUUUCGAACGCGGGUAUGAACAACAAGCAAACAGAGUACAGGAGACUCAUUACCGGAGCACUUGGCGUUCGAGAGGAAGAUGUGGAAGCUAUGCUACCUGACAUUGUAGCGGAGCUGGAGGAUUGGCAAGGGAUGAAUGUUGGUGUGUCAUGAGCUGUUCUUACCAGCAAUUUAUCUUAGACGGGGCACGCUACGGUGCAGCUGGCGGUCUCGAAAUGCCAUAAGUGCAUGGUGAUCUACAUAUUCCGAGAAGGCGCUAUAUUGCAAAGUCAAUAUGUAGCCCAGUGUCACGAUGAAAUGUUAUACGAUGAAGAGC
Cercospora beticola is the source of this 2290-nucleotide messenger RNA. Its product is annotated as MBP1 family protein. Gene Ontology annotation, cellular component: MBF transcription complex; SBF transcription complex. Lineage: Eukaryota; Fungi; Ascomycota; Dothideomycetes; Mycosphaerellales; Mycosphaerellaceae. Gene Ontology annotation, molecular function: protein binding; DNA binding; transcription regulator activity. The record is from RefSeq and is a predicted model, not a curated record.